Molecule: messenger RNA, 1080 nt
Organism: Anopheles marshallii
Lineage: Eukaryota; Metazoa; Arthropoda; Insecta; Diptera; Culicidae
Gene: how
Product: protein held out wings
Exons: 1
Coding region: 1-1080 (359 amino acids)
Biological process (GO): regulation of mRNA splicing, via spliceosome
Cellular component (GO): nucleus
Molecular function (GO): mRNA binding
Source: RefSeq, a predicted model, not a curated record
AUGAAUCAACAACACAAUCAUCAUCACAUCAUGAACUCGUACGGUGCCAGCACUGAAAACAGUGGCCCGAACCAGCAGUCGACACAAAGCAUUGCCGACUAUCUGGCACAGCUACUGAAGGACCGCAAACAGUUGGCCGCCUUCCCGAACGUGUUCCUACACAUGGAGCGGCUGCUCGAUGAGGAAAUAGCGAAGGUGCGUGCCUCACUGUUCCACAUCAACGGUGUGACGAAGGAACCGCUGCAGCUACCCGAACCGGAGGGCGAAUCGAUCACCAUGAACGAGAAGGUGUACGUCCCGGUGAAGGAGUAUCCGGACUUUAACUUCGUCGGGCGCAUACUUGGCCCACGCGGCAUGACCGCCAAGCAGCUGGAACAGGAAACGGGCUGCAAGAUUAUGGUCCGAGGGAAGGGUUCGAUGCGGGACAAGAAAAAGGAGGACGCAAACCGGGGCAAACCGAACUGGGAGCACCUGUCGGACGAUCUGCACGUGCUGAUCACCGUGGAGGACACGGAAAAUCGAGCCUCGAUCAAGCUGAAGCGUGCGCUGGACGAGGUGAAAAAGUUGCUCGUACCGCACGCCGAAGGCGAGGACGAGCUCAAGAAACGGCAGCUAAUGGAGCUGGCCAUCAUCAACGGUACGUACCGGGAUUCGACCACCAAAGUAGCGCCGGCGGACAAUACCUUCAACUUCGACCCGCAACAGUACACCGACGAACGGUGGAAGAUGGCAGCGGCAGCGGCAGCAGCCGAUUCGCGCAUGCUCAACCAGGCGACACUGGCCAACUUGGCAGCGGCUAACUCAUUAGCUGGCCGUACCGCACCGAACCCGCUCGGGGCACCGAUCAUCCUAUCGCCCCGCAUCACCGUCCCGACAACCGCUGCCAGCCUCAUACCCGGGUCGGGGCCACCGCCCACGAUCGAUCACACGACCGGACUGAUCUACGCCUCACCCUACACGGACUACAGCUAUGCGCUGGCGGCCGCCGGCAAUCCGCUCCUCGCCGAGUACCCCGAACACAGCGUAGGUGCAAUCAAAAAUCCAAGAAGACAAUAUGCGUCUCGCGAUCAUCCUUACUAA